This is a messenger RNA of Naegleria gruberi, 1689 nucleotides long. RefSeq lists its product as uncharacterized. The record is from RefSeq and is a predicted model, not a curated record. The transcript is spliced from 5 exons. Gene Ontology annotation, molecular function: myosin binding. Bases 1 to 1689 code for a protein of 562 amino acids. NCBI's taxonomy places the organism in Eukaryota, Heterolobosea, Eutetramitea, Acrasida, Naegleriidae.
AUGUACAAAGUCAUAAGGCCGGGAACACCAAUGCAUGAUUUGCUGCAAAGUCGAUUAAAGGAUCAGGAGCAAAAUGGUGAGCAAGCCAUGUCGAGUCUAUCCGAUCCUACUUCAUCAUUAAAGGGAGAACAAACAAAAUCAUCCAUUGAUAAUAUUUCAAAAUCAACAAACCAUUUCUACCUUUUGAUGAACCAACUAAUUUCGUUAUCUUUAAAGAUGUCUCGAUAUUAUUGGAAAAAGAUAUCAUUUGUUUUAUUUGAUUAUGAUCAAUACUAUUUGGAUAAUGCUAUUACAUCCUAUUUAGAACAAUAUUGUUAUGUUUUAGCAAAGGAGAAAUCUGAAAUUUUAUUUCAUUUUACAGCAGAUUAUCUGCCAUCCCUUAUUACAAUGAUGCUUGUAGCUGGCUUGUUUUUAUUAAUUGUAAAGUAUAGAGAAUUUGAGAACUCAUUGUAUAAAUUAAAAAUUUUGAAUGAAAAUACAUGUACAAAUUUGAAACGAAUCAUUAGAUCAAUGAGAUUAUACCACAAGAAAUGUAAUGGUAUUUUAAAAACUAUUAAAGAGAUAGAGUUGACUUCAAGAGGAUAUUUCAUUGACAAUCUCCAUAAUGCACCUAUUUCUCGAAUUGAGAUGAAAACUCCUGAAAGUAUGAUGAAAUGUAAAUACAUGAGGAAAAGUUUGGUAGAUUCUUUAAAGUCUACCAUUCACACAAAAACAAGUGUUCUUUCGUUUUUUGAGAGCUUAACUGAAGAACCUAUUCCACAAAUUUUGGACAUUCAUACAUUUUUGGAUAGUUUAAAUACCAACAGUAUUGCAUCAAUUAGUGAUUUAAUUACUGUAAAUUAUGAUUUGGAUGAAUUUUUGCUUACAACUAUAAUUCACUUUUCUAAAAAUACUGAGAUAACAAUUCAGUUAAAGGAGAAGCUAUUGCAUGAGUUUUCUGAAAAGGGUAAAAUUGGAUCAAUCAGUUUCAAAAUAUUAGAAAAAAUUGAAAAAUUGAAUGAGGUUAGUGAAGAGAGCGAUUUUGAGUAUUUCUCGCAAUAUAAAAAAGAAAUUGAAAGUUGUAUGGAUACUCUCAAAUCAUACGUAUAUUUGAUGACAGAAAAACAACCAGAAGAUCAAUUAAAAAGAACUGAGUCAUCAUUAAUGGAAAGUGUUGGCAAUUUAAAGUACAAGAUUGAGCUUUUAUGUAAAGAGGUUGAGAACUUUUAUUAUCCUAAACUAGAGUCUUUGGAUAGCACUGAUAAAGGUAUUGAUAGCUAUUUUGAGGAAUUUUCAACAAUCCCCUUUAAUUCUGAAGAAAGAGAAACUCUCGAUAGAAGAUUUUAUCAUGAAGAAUCUCUUUCACCUCGUGCUUCCAGCCAAAAACCAUUCCUUAAUAUUGAGAAGAAAGUUGUUAAUGUGUAUGAAUGCGAAAAUCAAAUGCCAGAACCUGAAAAACCUCUCAGCCUUGGGUCAAGAUUUAGAAUGCCACCAAUUAUGCACAAAUCAAAGCUUACUGAAACUUCCUCUUCUGUGAAUAAUUCAACAACUGAAACAGAAUCAAAACCAACGACAUAUUCAAUACCCAUUCGAACUCAAAGAUCAUCUCUCUCAAAUAAUCCUCUCUCAGAUGAAUUGAAACAAGUAGUUUUUAAAAGAAAACAAGAAAUGCAAAUUGUUAAAAACUCUACUGAAAAUAAUCAAGAAUAA